AUGCGUGUGAAGAGAUUGGAAAAUGAUAACAAAGAGUUGGUGAAAAAGAUUGAUUCUGAUCAGUCAGAGAUAGAUAUCUUGAAGGUGAGAGUUGCUGAGCUUGAGGAAGAAAAAGCUCGACGAGAUGAACAAAAUGAAUACUUUAAGUUGAAGAACAAAGAGCUUGAAGCAGCUAAGGCAUUCAGAUAUCAUGAAUUCUAUAUGCUGAAUAAAGUAGUUGAAAGUAUGCUCGGAACGUCUGUGGAACAAAAGUUUGAAGAAUUGCAAGUUGAAGAGCUCAGGGCAGAACGUCAAGUUAAAAUUGAUGAACAGAUGAAAGACAAAGGCAAAGGCGUUGGAAGUAGUUCUGCAGUGACUGAGAGAUCGAUUGUUCCUUCUAUGGUUGUUGAAAAUCCUGAACCUAUCUCUGCUAUCUCUGGUUUGUUUGAGGAUUAUACACCUCUUGAAGAGUUAAUGGGUGACAGUGAUGACGAAGAUGAUGAAGAGGAGGAUGAAGAGGAAGAUGAUAAAGAUGAGAAAGUCUAUUCUGCGAGCAGUCAUGGUUCUAACAACGAUGACGACGAUGCUCAGGGUGGUACAAGGUUGAAAGUUACUGAGGCUUCUACUGAAAAGAAUGUUGAUGAUUUGAUGAAUGAGUCAGUGAACGAAGAAUCAGGGGGAGCUGAUAGACAGGGGGAGUCAGGUGAUGCACAGAAUGUUCAACAUGCUGAGAAGUUGAUUCUGAGGUUGGAUACUUAUCGUGAAGAAGGAGAACAUUUCCAUACUUACACGUUGGAAGCAAUUAAGGAAAUGACUCGCAUGGUGAAUCCUGACUUUAAGUUCGAUUUUGAAGAAGAAAUGAAUGCCGAGUUUGAAGAAGAGUUGAAUGCCUUCGAUAUCAAUCAACAGCUUGCAUAUGAGUAUAGAUAUGUUGAAGAGGCUGAUAUGUAUGAUAGAGUUGAAGUUGAAGACUGGACGGAUGAUGAAAAUCGUGAUGAGUUGCGAAGAAAAGUUGCUGAAAUUUUGAAAGAUGUGAACUUUGACGGCACUCCAAAAGAUAUGGCAACAGAAGAAAGGAAAAAGUGGUUCAAAGAAAGUCACGAGAGGAAGUUCAAACGGCCGUUAAAGUAUUAUCAACGUGAUCGAAGCGUAUCUCUCGGUGACAUCAUUAGCUGGGGUUUUCUGCCUCAAGUUAAUGCGUAUGCAAUCAGAAGAGAAUGUGGCGUGCAAUAUUUUGAAAAGUUACAUGAUAUUAUGUCACUUCCAUGGUGGGAUGUGGAUGAGUUGUCAAAGGUUAGAACCUUGGGAUAUCCUGUCAGGAAGAACAAUGUUUCUAUAUGGGGUUUGAUAAAGUUCGAGGCUUUGAGAGACUUCAAACACUGGAAACCACAUUAUCCGAAGAGAGUUACAAGAAGAGAUCCAGUGACGGGAGUUGAAGAGACGAUUCUUAAUGUGAAAAAAGCCGAGAAUGAUGAAAACUAUACCAGUGCCAUCAAUGGAGCAAGAGUUUUACAAAGGUUUCAUGGGCUGGGUUUAUAG
Helianthus annuus (common sunflower) is the source of this 1518-nucleotide messenger RNA. RefSeq lists its product as uncharacterized. Lineage: Eukaryota; Viridiplantae; Streptophyta; Magnoliopsida; Asterales; Asteraceae. The record is from RefSeq and is a predicted model, not a curated record. The transcript has a single exon. The coding region runs from base 1 to 1518 and encodes 505 amino acids.